AUGAGCUAUAAUAGACCGUAUGAUCGUAACGAGUCAGUUUCAGUGUCCUGUGCGUUUUAUAACAAGAUAGGAGCAUGUAGACAUGGAGAAAAAUGUUCUAAAAAACAUAUCAAGCCCACUAGGUCCAAGACCCUCUUAUUAGCUAAUUUGUAUCAAAAUCCCAAACUCAAUAAGAAUGAGAGUGAGCCAAUAUUGCCCAAGCAAUUACAAGAAACCUUGGAUCAGUUUUAUCAAGAUGUGUUUAUACAUCUUUGUCAAAAAGGGGAGAUUGCAUCCUUGGUGGUUUGUGAAAACGAGAAUAAUCAUUUAAAUGGUAAUGUUUAUGUGCGAUUUUUUUCAGCCGAUGAUGCUGGCAGGGCUAACCAGCAGUUAAAUCAAGAAUGGUUUAAUGGGAAGCCAGUUCAUUCUGAUUUGUCGCCCGUGACUAAUUUUGACGAGGCUCGUUGCCGAGCUUAUGACACCGAUUCUUGUGAGAGAGGUGAAAUGUGUAAUUAUAUGCAUGUUAGACAGCCUACAAAGGAGAUACAAAUCAAGUUGUGUCAAGCGCAAGAGAAGAAAUAUUUGUUAAAGAGGAUAGAAAAAUUAAAGUGGACCUUGAAGGAGUUUGAACAAGAGGGAGGUGGAGGUGGAGAAGAGUUGGAGAAAGGAGAUUCACAAAGUAACUCUGUAACCACCAACUCUUUAUUAGAGCAAUUACUGUAG
This is a messenger RNA of Lodderomyces oxycetoniae, 702 nucleotides long. RefSeq lists its product as uncharacterized. Gene Ontology annotation, biological process: mRNA splicing, via spliceosome. NCBI's taxonomy places the organism in Eukaryota, Fungi, Ascomycota, Pichiomycetes, Serinales, Debaryomycetaceae. The transcript has a single exon. The record is from RefSeq and is a predicted model, not a curated record. Gene Ontology annotation, cellular component: spliceosomal complex; U2AF complex. The coding region runs from base 1 to 702 and encodes 233 amino acids. Gene Ontology annotation, molecular function: metal ion binding; pre-mRNA 3'-splice site binding.